Bursaphelenchus okinawaensis is the source of this 2055-nucleotide messenger RNA. NCBI's taxonomy places the organism in Eukaryota, Metazoa, Nematoda, Chromadorea, Rhabditida, Aphelenchoididae. The record is from the annotation of a GenBank genome assembly.
AUGUCUACAAAGGUUGUUGGGUUUAUUUUAUUUUGUGUAUUGACAUGUGCGAAUUGUCAGGUUACUUUUAACUUUGAUCCUGAAGAAUCUGUUGAGUUUAGAAGUGAUGAGAAUAGGUAAGGUAUUGACGUAGUGGCAUCUUUAGACUACUAAACCCAUACUGCAAGGUUCAGACUUUUGAAAAUGCUUUUCUACUCCUAUAUUAUUAUCUUUUCUUCAUUUUAUUUUUCUUUUUCCUGCCAAUAUCUACUCUGUGUAAUAAAUAUGAAUUUCAGAGUCGUCAAUAUAACCAUAUCGUCUCACAAUGACACUCUCGACCUGCCAAUACUGUUUAAAUGUAGUAAUGCACAAAGCUGUGUUAUCAAAGCGAACAAAGACAAGAUUAUAUUGGAAAGUGCCAAUAAUUUUACGGAAGAGUUAAGCAUUUAUAUCCAUGGUAUCUUCAUUGGGAAUAACAAACUUAUCGUUGUUUUAAAUGACUCUGAGUAAGUCUCGCUGAUUUUGGUGAUGCUUUUAACUUUUCUGUGGUAUUUUACAGUUUUUUAAAGUUUAUGUAUGAAAAUUUAAAAAUAUUUUAAAAAUUUUAUUUUCAAUUUUGAAAUUUUUGGAAUUUUCAAAAGUGACUGUUCCUGUACAAUAAUUUUCUUGCAGAGAAGUUCAACACUUUCAAAUAAGAGUAAAACGCUCGGAAUAUGAAUCCAAAGUGUCAUUGGUAUUUGGUAGUUUUGCUACGGUCUUUGUGGUUACUAUAACUUUUCUCAUUGGUACUCAAAUAGAAUUUAGAAGGAUGAUGACAAUUAUGAAACGACCAGUCGGACCAAUGUGCGGGUUCUUUUGCCAGUUCUUUUUUAUGCCAUUGGUAAGUCAUGUAGUCUAAAGUUAUAUUACUUAUAACAAAAUACGUUUUUUUACGUUUUAUGUUCAUAAUAAGUUUACAUUGAGCUAUUAUUAUUUAAAUUGACAAUUUUAGAUAGGCUUCUCACUGUCGUAUUACCUAAUGGCAGAUGCUGAAAACUCGAUGAAAUUGGCAUUAUUUGCUGUCGCCGUAUCUCCCGGCGGCGGUAAAAGCAGUUUUUGGACGAUUAUUUUUGAUGGAAAUUUGGAUUUGUCAGUCUGCAUGACUUUUAUUGAAACUGUUAGUGCUAUCAGUGAGUUUAUGUUUAAUUACCAUGUUUUAAUGUAUCUGUUUUUACUUUUAACAUUGUCAAAAAAGCUUUGUCGUUCUUUGUAUAAAAGUUAAUGUAGAUUGAUAAAACUUUUGAUAUCGUAAUUUAUGUAAACUCGAUGUUAAAGUAGAUACAUCUACUGCAAAAUACUAUUAUAAUUUAAAAUUGAAUAUAAAAUUUUUGGGUUUUUAGUCAUGACACCAUUGUGGAUGUACACAUUAGGAUCAGUCUUCUUUGACGAGCAUAUUUAUGUGCCAAUUGAGAAAUUUGCUCAAAGUUUGGCUACUGUACUCAUACCUACAAUGCUUGGUACUCUGUUAAUUCAAAUAAGACCUGACCUGGUCGAUAGGAUCAAAGUGCUGAUUAAAGUAAGCUUUUUUAUCAGUAUUAUUGUUUUUUUUUGACUUUUUGGUUGUAGUACUAAUGAUACUAUUAUAACGUGUCGUAGUACUAUGUAAAAUAAUUUUUAAAAGUUGCAAAAAAUGUUAUUUUACAUUACAAAAGAAACCUAAAAAUAAAAUUUUUACAGUACUUUACGUGGUUUUUGGUGAUAGUACUAACAGCAGUAGGUAUAUAUGCAAAUUACUAUAUUUUUGCCUUUAUCACCUGGAGAAUCGUACUAGCGUCCUGUUUAUUACCAUGGACUGGGUAUAUCAUUGCCUUUUUGUUUGCCUUGCUUAUGCAUCAGAAUACUCAAAAUGCGAUUACAAUCGCAAUAGAAACAGGAAUCCAGAAUGUUGGCAUUGCCUUUACUAUAAUGUUCUACACAUUUCCGGAAUUCGAAAGAGACAUAGCCAUGGUGGUGCCUAUCGCCGUGGUAUUGGUUACGGACAAGCCAUUGUUCGUUAUUUGGCUAGUCAAAAAGUUCUUUUUUAAAAAUAAACAGUAA